CUUGGCAGUUAAUGGCGGGACUAAGUGGUACACAGAUCCCUGAUGGGGAGUUUACCACGACCGUGUACCGCCUCAUACGCGAUUCCCGCUACACCGAAGCCGUACAACUCCUGGGAGGAGAGCUCCAACGUUGCCCAAGGAGCCGCGCCGGCCUUUCGCUGCUGGGCUACUGCUACUACCGCCUGCAGGAGUUCGUGCUGGCGGCCGAGUGCUAUGAGCAACUGGGCCAGCUGCACCCGGAACUCGAGCAGUACCGCCUGUACCAGGCCCAGGCCCUGUACAAGGCCUGCCUUUACCCAGAGGCCACCCGGGUUGCCUUCCUUCUCCUGGACAACCCCACAUACCACAGUCGGGUCCUCCGGCUUCAAGCUGCAAUCAAGUACAGCGAGGGCGACCUGCCCGGGGCCCGGAGCCUGGUGGAACAGUUGCUGAGUGGGGAAGGAGGGGACGACAGUGCGGGUGAGCGUGAGCCUGAUAGCCAGGUCAACCUGGGUUGUUUGCUCUACAAGGAGGGGCAUUAUGAAGCCGCGUGUUCCAAGUUCUCUGCGGCUCUGCAGGCCUCGGGUUACCGACCUGACCUUUCCUACAACUUGGCUUUGGCUCAUUACAGCAGCAGGCACUAUGCCCCAGCUCUGAGACAUAUCGCCGACAUUAUUGAGCGAGGCAUACGCCAGCACCCAGAGCUAGGUGUAGGCAUGACCACGGAAGGCAUUGAUGUUCGCAGUGUUGGCAACACCUUAGUCCUUCACCAGACUGCUCUGGUGGAAGCCUUCAACCUCAAGGCAGCUAUAGAAUACCAGCUAAAAAACCAUGAGGCAGCCCAGGAAGCCCUCACUGAUAUGCCACCAAGGUCAGAGGAGGAGUUAGACCCUGUGACCUUACACAACCAAGCGCUAAUGAACAUGGACAACAGACCUACAGAAGGAUUUGAAAAGCUACAGUUUUUGCUCCAACAGAAUCCCUUUCCCCCAGAGACUUUUGGCAACCUGUUGUUGCUCUACUGUAAGUAUGAAUAUUUCGACCUGGCAGCAGAUGUCCUGGCAGAAAAUGCCCAUUUGACUUAUAAGUUCCUCACACCCUAUCUCUAUGACUUCUUAGAUGCCAUGAUCACUUGCCAGACUGCUCCUGAUGAGGCUUUCAUUAAGCUUGAUGGGUUAGCUGGGAUGCUGACAGAGCACCUCCGGAAACUCACCAUUCAAGUGCAGGAAGCAAGACACAAUAGAGAUGAUGAAGCUGUCAAAAAGGCAGUAAAUGAGUAUGAUGAGACCCUUGAGAAGUAUAUUCCCGUGUUGAUGGCCCAAGCAAAAAUCUACUGGAACCUUGAAAAUUAUUCAAUGGUGGAAAAGAUCUUCCGCAAAUCUGUGGAAUUCUGUAAUGACCAUGAUGUGUGGAAGUUGAAUGUGGCUCAUGUUCUGUUCAUGCAGGAAAACAAAUACAAAGAAGCAAUAGGUUUUUAUGAGCCCAUUGUCAAGAAGCAUUAUGAUAACAUCCUGAAUGUCAGUGCUAUUGUAUUAGCUAACCUCUGUGUUUCAUAUAUUAUGACGAGUCAAAAUGAAGAAGCUGAGGAGUUGAUGAGGAAGAUUGAAAAGGAGGAAGAGCAGCUCUCCUAUGAAGACCCAGAUAAAAAAAUCUACCAUUUGUGUAUUGUCAACUUGGUGAUAGGAACACUUUAUUGUGCCAAAGGAAAUUAUGACUUUGGUAUUUCUCGAGUUAUCAAAAGCUUGGAACCUUAUAAUAAAAAACUGGGGACUGAUACUUGGUAUUAUGCCAAAAGAUGCUUCCUGUCUUUAUUAGAAAACAUGUCAAAACACACGAUCAUGUUACGUGACAGUGUUGUUCAAGAAUGUGUCCAGUUUCUGGAACACUGUGAACUUUAUGGCAGGAAUAUACCUGCAGUUAUUGAACAACCCCUGGAAGAAGAAAGAAUGCAUAUUGGAAAGAAUACAGUCACAUAUGAAUCGAGACAGUUAAGAGCUUUGAUUUAUGAGAUUAUUGGAUGGAAUAUGUAGUUAUGGCUGAUAAUGGCUUUUAUCAUAAUGGCUUUGUUAUCUAUAUUUGGUACUUUAUUUGUAUUUAGCCUUUGGCACCUUUAGAUUUGUUACAUGUUGACCUUUGUAAACUUUAAAAAUGUAGUAAGUAGAUAAACUUUUCAUAAUCCCACAACAUGUGUAUGAUAAAAGAAAUUUUAACCCCUAAACAAUUUGUGAAAAUAUUAAAAACUGAUAGGGGAAGCUGUGUCCAGUAGAACUUAUA
Molecule: messenger RNA, 2253 nt
Organism: Orycteropus afer afer
Lineage: Eukaryota; Metazoa; Chordata; Mammalia; Tubulidentata; Orycteropodidae
Product: tetratricopeptide repeat protein 30B
Biological process (GO): intraciliary transport
Cellular component (GO): intraciliary transport particle B; axonemal microtubule
Molecular function (GO): intraciliary transport particle B binding; protein binding
Source: RefSeq, a predicted model, not a curated record